CAUAUUUCACCCACUACUCCAACAAACUACUAAUUUGCAUAAUCUCAAAAAGAAACAAAAAUGGUGCUUUCUAGUGAAUCUGUUGCUUACGAUUGGGCUAAAGCAGUGAAGGAAUUCGACGAGGCGAAAUCCGGCGUGAAGGGCCUAGUCGACGCCGGCGUGACGGAGCUCCCCCGCCUCUUCGUGCACCCGGCGGAGCAUCUCCUCAACAACCCCACCGACCCGGCCCUGCAGCCGGAGCUCCCCACCAUCGACUUCGCCGGGCUGCGCCAGGGCCGGCGGCGCGAGGUGGUGGAGGCGGUGCGCAGGGCGUCGGAGGAGUGGGGCUUCUUCCGCAUCGUCAACCACGGCGUCCCUCGCCACACGAUGGACGCCAUGCUCGACGCGGUGCGGCGCUUCCACGAGCAGCCCGCGGAGGCGAAGGCGCCGCUCUACUCAGACGACAGCCGGCGGCGGGUGCGGUUCAACAGCAACAGCGCGUUAAGGGAGAAGGACGCCGCGUCGUGGAGGGAUAUUCUGACGUGUGUUUUCAACGACGAUGAGAUUGACCCGGAGCUGAUCCCGGAGGCGUGCAGGGCGGAGGUGCUGGAGUAUGUGGAGCGGAUGAUCGAGCUGAGGGAGACGAUGGCGGAGGUGAUGUCGGAGGCGCUGGGGCUUCCGAGCAACUACUUGUCGGAGAUUGAGUGUAUGAAGAGUGAGGCGAUGGCGUGUUUGUAUUAUCCCGUGUGUCCCGAGCCGCACAAGACCCUCGGGACGCCCAAGCAUUCCGACACCACCUUCCUCACCUUGCUUAUGCAGGACGCCAUCGGCGGCCUCCAGAUUCUCCAUGGCGGUCAAUGGGUCAACGUUCCGCCCGUGCCCGGGGCUCUCAUUGCCAACAUUGGCGAUCUUAUGCAGAUUAUUAGUAAUGACAAGUUCAUAAGCGUGGAGCACAGAGUGGUGGCGCAGCCGGUGGGGCCGAGGAUAUCGGUGGCGUGUUUCUUCACGCCGAGCAUGAAUGCGGCGGCGAAGCCAUUUGGUCCGAUCAAAGAGCUGUUGUCCGAUGAGAAACCGGCUAUAUACAGGAAGUUUAUGUUCAGAGACUACUGCCAAUACUACAAGAUUAAAGGCCAAGAUGUUUCCUCGGCUUUGCCUCAUUACAAGAUCUGAUCGUCACUUGCUUUAUUUACUUCAUUCUAUAAUUGCAAUUAUGUAAUAGUAAUAUUUUCACAUGAUGUUGAAUAAGAAUUUCUCUUUUGAUUUUAAAA
Messenger RNA from Salvia hispanica, 1247 nucleotides. Its product is annotated as 1-aminocyclopropane-1-carboxylate oxidase homolog 1-like. The record is from RefSeq and is a predicted model, not a curated record. Lineage: Eukaryota; Viridiplantae; Streptophyta; Magnoliopsida; Lamiales; Lamiaceae.